Messenger RNA from Aspergillus nidulans FGSC A4, 1840 nucleotides. RefSeq names its product protein aifA (gene nfr1). The transcript has 3 exons. Bases 1 to 1686 code for a protein of 561 amino acids. The record is from RefSeq and is a predicted model, not a curated record. Lineage: Eukaryota; Fungi; Ascomycota; Eurotiomycetes; Eurotiales; Aspergillaceae. Gene Ontology annotation, molecular function: oxidoreductase activity; 2 iron, 2 sulfur cluster binding.
AUGGCACAGAAGUAUAAGCUCAAGGAUAUCUCCUCCUUGACGGGCAUCAAUAACUUUGAUAAGGUUGAGGCUGAGGUGGAGGGCGUGCAGGAUGGAAAGGUGCUGCUCGUGAAAUACGAAGACAAAGUGCACGCCAUCAGUCCUAAAUGCACCCAUUACGGUGCUCCCUUGAAGAAUGGAGUCGUUUCUCCAGAGGGGCGGAUUACCUGCCCGUGGCAUGGAGCUUGCUUCAAUGUCAAGAGUGGAGAUAUUGAAGAUGCCCCUGCUCCCGCUGCUCUCAAUACAUUUGAAUUGUUUGAGGAGAACGGCUCUGUCUACAUCCGCGGUGAAGAAUCCGCUAUCAAGUCUGGUCAGCGAAUCUCGGAGCAUAAGUGCAGCUCCUCUGGCCCCGGCGGCUUGGUUAUUAUAGGAGGAGGCUCUGGUACCCUCGGCGUGAUCCUUGCUAUUCGAGAACUCGGUUACAAUGGCGCUAUUACCAUCAUUACUCGCGAGCCUAGUCUCAUAAUCGACCGCACGAAGCUCUCCAAGGCUCUCAUCCCAGACCCUGAGAAGAUCCAGUGGCGCUCUCCCCAGUGGUACAAGGACGUUGGCAUCGAGACAGUCUCAGACGAAGUUAGUGCAGUCGACUUCAGCCAAAAGAUUGUCGUUACGCGCUCUGGCAAGACAUUCCCUUACACCAAACUCGUCCUAGCCACUGGAGGCGUCCCUCGCACGCUCCCCCUGGAAGGCUUCCAGCUCCUCGAGAACGUCUUCAAACUCCGCACAGUAACAGACGUCCAGCGAAUUCUCAAUGCCAUUGGCGACGGAAAGAACAAGAAGGUUGUCAUUAUCGGAAGCUCCUUCAUCGGCAUGGAGGUUGGCAACGCUCUGUCCAAGGACAAUGAGGUCACCAUCGUUGGUCAAGAAUCCGCACCCAUGGAGCGCGUAAUGGGCACCGAAGUCGGCCACAUCUUCCAACGCAACCUCGAAAAGGCCGGCGUGAAGUUCAAGCUCUCCGCCGGCGUCGCGAAGGCCACCCCCUCCAAUGAAGAAGCCCGCAAGGUUGGCGCCGUGCAUCUGCAGGACGGCACCGUUUUACCCGCCGACGUCGUCAUCCUGGGUGUCGGCGUCCGUCCUGCAACCGAUUUCCUCCAAGGCAACCCAGCCAUCACCCUUGAGAAGGACGGCUCCAUCAAGGUUGACGAGCACUUCUCCGUCCCUGGUCUGAACAAUGACGUCUUCGCCAUUGGCGAUAUCGCCACGUUCCCGUACCACGGGCCCGGCACAGAUCCCAAAAAGGGCACAUACACACGCAUCGAACACUGGAAUGUCGCUCAAAAUGCCGGCCGUAGCGUCGCAUCCUCAAUCUUGCACAUGCUCCACAACACCACCUCCUCCCUGCAAAAGGUCAAACCAAAGGUCUUUAUCCCAAUCUUCUGGUCCGCGCUCGGCUCACAGCUGCGUUAUUGCGGAAACACGAUAAUGGGAUGGGACGACCUGGUGCUCAAGGGCGAGCCCGAGAAUGCCAAGUUUGCAGCUUACUACUGUAAGGGAGAGACAGUUGUUGCUGUUGCCACGAUGGGUAUGGAUCCUAUUAUGGUUAAGUGUGCAGAAUUAAUGAGGAGGAACAACAUGCCAAGUAAGAAGGAGAUCCAGGACGGGGUGGAUGUACUGUCGAUUGAUGUGCCGAAGGGUGUGAGGAUCUAAUCAUCAAUUCGGCCUGCAUCUUAGCUAGCUAGUAAUGUCUGAUGAAUGCGAACAUGAUGAAACGGAGCGUGUGUGCGGAACAGAUUGAUAAAGACGAAAGUUUUAUGUACCAAGAACAAAGCUGUAUAGACGCAUAAUGCAGUUUUAAUCCGUA